AUGGCUGCUGAGAACUCCACCUCCGUGGCAGAGUUUAUCCUCGCAGGCUUGACCGACCAGCCAGGACUCCGGAUCCCCCUCUUCUUCCUGUUUCUAGGUUUCUAUGUGGUCAACGUGGUGGGGAACCUGGGCUUGAUAACCCUGAUUGGGCUCAAUUCUCACCUGCACACCGCUAUGUACUUUUUCCUCUUUAACUUGUCCUUCAUAGAUUUUAGUUUCUCUACUGCCAUCGUCCCCAAAAUGCUGAUGGGUUUUGUCUCAGAGGAGAACAUCAUCUCCUAUGCAGGGUGUAUGACUCAGCUCUUUUUCUUUUGUUUCUUUGUCUGUUCUGAAUCCUUCAUCUUGUCAGCCAUGGCUUAUGACCGUUAUAUUGCCAUUUGUAAACCACUGCGGUAUAUGGUCACCAUGUCCCCUCAGGUGUGUUUACUCCUUUUGUUGGGUGUCUAUGGGAUGGGAGUUUCGGGGGCUGUAGCCCAUACAGGAAAUAUAAUGUUUCUAACCUUUUGUGCAGACAACCUUGUCAAUCACUAUAUGUGUGACAUCCUUCCCCUCCUUGAGCUCUCCUGCAACAGCUCUUACAUCAACUUGCUGGUGGUCUUCAUUGUUGUAACUAUUGGCAUUGGGGUGCCCAUUGUUACCAUUUUUAUUUCUUAUGGUUUUAUUCUUUCAAGCAUUCUCCACAUUAGCUCCAGUGAGGGCAGGUCCAAAGCCUUCAGUACCUGCAGUUCCCAUAUAAUUGUGGUAUCUCUUUUCUUUGGGUCAGGGGCUUUUAUGUAUCUUAAACCACCUUCUAUUUUACCCCUUGACCAAGGGAAAGUGUCUUCCCUGUUCUAUACCAUUGUGGUGCCCAUGUUCAAUUUCUGA
Messenger RNA from Galeopterus variegatus (Sunda flying lemur), 864 nucleotides. RefSeq names its product olfactory receptor 8B12-like. Gene Ontology annotation, cellular component: membrane. The record is from RefSeq and is a predicted model, not a curated record. NCBI's taxonomy places the organism in Eukaryota, Metazoa, Chordata, Mammalia, Dermoptera, Cynocephalidae. The transcript has a single exon. The coding region runs from base 1 to 864 and encodes 287 amino acids. Gene Ontology annotation, molecular function: olfactory receptor activity; G protein-coupled receptor activity; odorant binding. Gene Ontology annotation, biological process: G protein-coupled receptor signaling pathway; sensory perception of smell.